Molecule: messenger RNA, 600 nt
Organism: Micropterus salmoides (largemouth bass)
Lineage: Eukaryota; Metazoa; Chordata; Actinopteri; Centrarchiformes; Centrarchidae
Product: transcription factor HES-2-like
Exons: 4
Coding region: 1-600 (199 amino acids)
Biological process (GO): anterior/posterior pattern specification; regulation of transcription by RNA polymerase II; regulation of neurogenesis
Cellular component (GO): nucleus
Molecular function (GO): RNA polymerase II cis-regulatory region sequence-specific DNA binding; protein dimerization activity; DNA-binding transcription factor activity, RNA polymerase II-specific
Source: RefSeq, a predicted model, not a curated record
AUGUCUCCAAACAUGACUUGUGAAGCUCUCCAGUCUUUUUGUCCCAGGCUAACUGUGGCUAAAAGAAAAGAGGCUCUUGAACUCAGAAAGACUAUGAAACCUCUGAUGGAAAAAAGAAGGCGCGCCCGCAUCAACGACAGCCUAAACCAUUUGAAAAACCUCAUCGUUCCCCUCACAGGCAGAGAUAAGACUCGCUACUCCAAGCUUGAGAAAGCCGACAUCCUGGAAAUGACUGUGAGGUUCCUCAGCGACAUCCCCCCUGUUAACACCAAAAAUUCUACAGCCGGUUACAAGGAAGGCUACACAGCCUGUCUCCAGCGCGUCUCCGCUCUGCUUCCCAAAACGAGCCUGGAUCAGGACGCGUGCCAGCGGGUGAAGGAGUUCGUCCAGCAGUCCACGUCAGCCACGUUCACCCCAUCCUGCAUGAACUGCUGCGCUCAGAGCACCAGGGCUUUCCCUCAGAUUCAACAAAGACUCCUGAGCCUAAAAUCCAGCUUCAGCUCCAGACUGGACAGCCAGUCCCGCAGCGGCGCAGUAGUUCCCAGCCGAGGGCAGCCAGGCCCGCAGGCUGUCAGCGCUGCCAUGUGGAGACCCUGGUAG